Messenger RNA from Thermochaetoides thermophila DSM 1495, 1764 nucleotides. RefSeq lists its product as uncharacterized. Gene Ontology annotation, biological process: transmembrane transport. The record is from RefSeq and is a predicted model, not a curated record. The transcript is spliced from 4 exons. Lineage: Eukaryota; Fungi; Ascomycota; Sordariomycetes; Sordariales; Chaetomiaceae. Bases 1 to 1764 code for a protein of 587 amino acids. Gene Ontology annotation, molecular function: transmembrane transporter activity. Gene Ontology annotation, cellular component: membrane.
AUGGCGUCCGCCGACGAGAAGAGCACCCUCUCCCUGAUGCAACAAGCUGACAAUGGCGCAAGUAUGGCCCGCACCGGGCAGUCAGCUAGCUCCGUGUCCCCGGAGGGCACCGACACGACCGGGUCAACCGCCACGGCAGAGGCUCCGACCCCGACCCAAGACAAUGCCGACGCCGAGAAAGCCGGCGCCAAGCCGGCUAACACCUUCGGCGAACGCCCGGCCUGCUUCAGGAACACGGUGCAGGAAGGGGCGUUCGUGUUCCAGGCGACCAUGGCGACCGCCACAUCGUCCUUCUCCCAGGGCGCCAGCGCCAUCAUCACCGCGUCCAUUGGGCACUCGCUCGACAUGACGCAGGGCCAGAUCACGUGGAUCACAGCGUCAACGGCGCUCACGGCGGGCGCGUUCCAGCUGGGAUUGGGACAGUUGGCGGAUCUAUUGGGGAGGAAGGCGACGUUUAUUGUGGGGAUGGGAUCGUUCAGUGCAUUUUCGUUGCUCGUAGCGUUCGCGCAAAAUCCGUUCUGGAUGGAUGUGGUGUGUGGGAUUUUGGGAAUCAGCUCGGCCAUGGUGGUGCCACCGGCGAUUGGGAUUAUGGGUGCGGCGUACGCAACGCCGUCGAAGAGGAAGAACUUGGCGUUUUCGGCGUUCAGUGCGGGAAACCCGUUGGGAUUUGUGUUCGGGAGUAUCGUUAGCGGGAUUGCAACUAUGAUCUUUAACUGGAGAGCGGCUUACAUCUUCAUCGCCAUUCUGUGGGUUAUCUUCACGCUACUAGCGAUCUGGACGAUCCCCAAGGUCGAGGCAUUCCCCCCGGACCAACCGUUCAGGGAGAGGCUUAAGACGUUCAUGAAGACGUUCGACUUCGUCGGUACUGCGUUGACUAUCUUUGGCACGGGUCUUCUGACGGCUGGCGUUACUAUUGGACCGGACGAUGAGUGGAAAGGCAAAUGGGUCAUCGCGCUGAUCGUCAUCGGCGUCGCCCUGCUCGUCAUCUUUGCUUGGUGGGAAACGGUCUAUCCGACGCCCCCGAUGCCACCGCACAUCUGGAAAGACCGUAACUUCACCUUCAUCAUUCUGAGCUGUCUGCCAGGGUACAUGUCGUUCAUCUCGUCGCAGUUUUGGCUGUCCUUCUUCAUGCAAGAGGUUCAGCACCUGAAGCCGCUCACAGUCGCCGUCCACUUGCUGCCUCAAGCGAUCGCCGGGCUAAUUUAUAAUGGCAUUGCUGGCUCCGUACUGCAUCGCAUCAACAACACGUUGCUGUUGGUUAUCGGGUCGUGUGCAUACGUCGCCGCGGCAGUCCUGCUAUCCGUGAUGAAGCUCAACAGUCCCUAUUGGGCCUUCAUCUUCCCAUCGCUUAUCCUGGCUGUCGUCGGCGCCGAUUUCCAGUUUAAUGUCGCCAACAUGUAUGUGAUGCAGUCAUUGCCGCCGCAUCAACAGGCACUCGCUGGUGGUAUUUUCAACACCAUCUUCCGGCUGAGCAGUGCGAUUGCGUUGGGUCUGUCGACAGCGGUAUUCUCCUCAACGAAGAGCUCGGCCGCGGCCAUGGCCGAUAUCAUGGUGCCGUAUGAGAAGGCCUUUCAGGUGUCGAUUGGGCUGAGCGCUGGUAGCUUCCUGUUUCUUCCGUUUGUCAGGCUUGGGACGCAGGGCCAUGCGCCCAAGAGUGUGGAUGCCGACACCUCUGAUGGUAUUCAGACGCCGAGUGUGGUGUUGGAGGGGGAGAGGAGUAGAGGAGAAAAGCAAGAGAGUGUCAGCGAGAGGGAGAAGAUAUAG